Messenger RNA from Lepus europaeus (European hare), 966 nucleotides. It is a transcript of the gene HEBP1, whose product is annotated as heme binding protein 1. NCBI's taxonomy places the organism in Eukaryota, Metazoa, Chordata, Mammalia, Lagomorpha, Leporidae. Bases 106 to 675 code for a protein of 189 amino acids. The transcript is spliced from 4 exons. The record is from RefSeq and is a predicted model, not a curated record.
AUCGCCCCGCUGGCCCCAGCCGUGCGCCUCGCUGCUCAGACUGCGCCUUCCCGCCGCCCCCGCGCCCCGCAGCAGCCGGUGCGUCCGGAGCGCCAGGGCGACAGCAUGUUGGGCAUGAUCAGGAACUCCCUGUUCGGGAGCGUAGAGACAUGGCCUUGGCAGGUGCUGAGCAAAGGGGACAAGGAAGAAGUCUCCUAUGAAGAAAGAGCCUGUGAAGGAGGGAAGUUUGCCACAGUGGAAGUGACAGAUAAGCCUGUGGAUGAGGCUCUCCGGGAAGCAAUGCCCAAAGUCAUGAAGUAUGUGGGAGGCACCAAUGACAAAGGAAUUGGGAUGGGGAUGACAGUCCCUAUUUCUUUUGCUGUGUUCCCCAGCGAAGAUGGUUCCCUACAGAAGAAAUUGAAAGUCUGGUUCCGGAUUCCAAACCAAUUUCAAAGCAACCCGCCCACCCCCAGUGAUGAAAGCAUCAAGAUCGAGGAGAGGGAAGGCAUCACCGUCUAUUCCACGCAGUUUGGUGGUUAUGCCAAGGAAGCAGAUUAUGUGGCUCACGCCACCCAGCUGCGUGCUGCCCUGGAGGGCACUGCCACCUACCGGAGUGACAUCUACUUCUGCACCGGAUAUGACCCUCCCAUGAAGCCCUACGGACGUCGUAAUGAGGUCUGGCUCGUGAAGACAUAAGUGACUCGGAGCUGGGAACUUGCUGGAAGCUUCUGUGUCUCUCACUGGGGGCAGGAGCGGGAGAUGCUUCUCGGGUUCCAGCCACACUUAACCCACUUCCCUUCAACGCCUGGGACUGCAGUUUUCUGAAAUCAGCUUGUCCCAUAGACUGAGGCUUGUUUUCUCAUGGUUGGAAAUAAUACAGUCAAGAUAGGAAACUUCAUUCUCAUUGAUUAAAAAACUCUAUGGCUGACUAGAAAAACCUGGGCAGCAUUUUCUCAGUCAUCUGGGUCAUUUAAAAGCUGAUUUUUU